CCUUUACUCUCAGCUCGUUUACCCCACGCCCGCCUGCAAUCACCAAUACUUUCUCUCUCCUCCCACCAAACAAACAACUAAUUCUCGCACCCUUUCCCCCAUCCCAAUCAAAUUCAUCAAACCCUAAUUUCCCCUCUUCAACUAUUCCCAAUUCCCUUCAAUUCACCCUUUUUUGCUUCGAUUCACCAACCUCAACCCCUAAAUUGAGUCAAUUUUUAGCAAAAUCAAACGUUCAAGGAAAACAAAAUGGGGAUUUCUAGGGUUUGUUCCGAUUCAACGAACCCAUCGUGUUCGUCAUGUUCGUCGGCAGUUACAACAUCUAUUGCUAAAAUGGAAACCGUUAAUGGUACCCACGAGUUUAAGAUUAAUGGGUAUGCUUUAUCGAAGGGGAUGGGGAGCGGGAAGUAUAUAGCUUCUGAUACGUUUAUGGUGGGAGGGUAUUUGUGGGCAAUUUACUUCUACCCUGAUGGCAAGAGUCCUGAGGAUAAUGCUACUUAUGUGUCUUUGUUUAUUGCUUUGGCGAGCGAGGGUACCGAUGUUCGAGCGUUGUUUGAAUUGAAGCUUGAGGAUCAGAGUGGGAGAGGGAGGCAUAAGGUUCAUUCCCAUUUCGGUAGGACUCUCGAGAGCGGGCCUUAUACUCUUAAGUAUCGCGGUAGCAUGUGGGGCUACAAACGCUUUUAUAAGAGGACAUCUUUGGAGCAAUCUGACUACCUUAAAGAUGAUUGCCUUCUGAUUCGCUGUGUCGUUGGAGUUGUGAAGACACAUACAGAGGGACCCAAACUUUACAGAAUACCAUUGCCACCUUCUGAUAUGGGACAUCAGUUUGGACAGCUUCUAGAAACUAAAAGGGGGACUGAUGUGAAUUUUGAAGUUGAUGGCGAAGUCUUUGCUGCUCACAAGUUGGUAUUAGCAGCACGCUCGCCUGUCUUUAGGGCCCAGCUUUUUGGUCCGAUGAAGGAUAAGAGCACACAAUGUAUAAUGGUUGAAGACAUUGAAGCUCCAGUUUUCAAGGCGUUGCUUCACUUCAUAUAUUGGGAUGACCUGCCAGAUAUGCAAGAGCUUGCAGGUCUUAAUUCCAAAGGGGCUUCAACGUUAAUGGCUCAGCAUUUGCUAGCUGCAGCAGAUAGAUAUGGACUUGAACGGCUCAAACUGCUUUGUGAGGCUACACUCAGCGAAGAUAUUGCCAUAAACAAUGUUGCAACAACUUUGGCAUUGGCAGAGCAACAUCAUUGUUCUCACUUGAAAUCUGUUUGCCUGAAGUUUGUUGCAUCACGUGAGAAUCUUAGAGCUGUCAUGCAAACUGAAGGGUUCGAUUACCUGAAGUUGAGUUGUCCGUCUGUAAUUAGUGAACUACUGGAGUUCGUUGCAAGGAUCAGUGAGCAUUCUGUAUCCGUAGUGGGUUAUGGAAACGAUCCAAUGCUAGAUUGUGGCGACAUGAAUGGAAGACGUGUGAAGCCGAGGAUAUUCUGAUAUAUGAUUUUUUUUUUUUUUUUUAAUCUUUUUUGAGAGGGGGGUUUCCAUUGUUUACUGGUGUAACAUUUUCUGAUCACUCAGAUUAUAUUGUUCUGAUAAUUGUUGUAUGUAGAAUGUAUACCAUUACCAUAUAGGGGGGAAAGGGUUUUGGGGUGUAAGGGGAAUACUUAAUUGUGUGGCUUUCGUGAUGAUAUUCGAUAACAUAUCAGACUGGUAUGCUAUUUACUUUCAAGAGAGCAUGAAAGAUUACGAUACGUUAAGUAAA
Molecule: messenger RNA, 1738 nt
Organism: Spinacia oleracea (spinach)
Lineage: Eukaryota; Viridiplantae; Streptophyta; Magnoliopsida; Caryophyllales; Amaranthaceae
Product: BTB/POZ and MATH domain-containing protein 1
Exons: 4
Coding region: 247-1470 (407 amino acids)
Biological process (GO): protein ubiquitination
Molecular function (GO): protein binding
Source: RefSeq, a predicted model, not a curated record